Vicia faba (fava bean) is the source of this 711-nucleotide messenger RNA. The record is from the annotation of a GenBank genome assembly. NCBI's taxonomy places the organism in Eukaryota, Viridiplantae, Streptophyta, Magnoliopsida, Fabales, Fabaceae.
AUGAUGGCCACAAGAAUGAUGGAAAAAUUUCAAAAUUAUUGGAGUGGUGUUCAUGAUAUGAUGGGAGUUGCUGCAGUUUUGGAUCCUAGGAAGAAGAUGGUUGUACUUAGUUUCUGGUUUCCUAAGUUGUAUGGAGAAGAAUCAAGUGCACAAGUUAGUAGAAUUAAAGACAUGUGUUAUGAUUUGCUCAAUGAUUAUCAACAUAUUAAACUUAGAGAUGCACAACCUACUGCUCCAUCCAUUGGUACAACUGCUAUUAUUGAUGACGAGGCUGAAUUUGAUGCAUACGUUGAUACAAUUGCCGUUGCCGAAGACUCAAGUUCAAGUGUUAAGUAUGAGUUAGAUCAUUAUUUGAAAGAGCCAGUUAUAAAAAAUACUCCAGAAUUUGACAUUUUGAAUUGGUGGAAGGUAAAUGGAUUUGUGUAUCCAACACUUCAAGCAAUUGCAAGAGAUGUGUUAGCUAUUCCUAUCUCUACAGUAGCUUCUGAAUCGGCCUUCAGUAAUAGUGGUAGAAUAUUGAGUCCUCAUCGUAGCCGACUUAACUGGACUACCGUAGAGGCUUUGAUGUGUGCUAGGAGUUGGCUAUGGGCUGCUGAGAAUAACGGAAUUUUUAGAGUUGCAGAAGAAAUUGCUACUGUGUUGAAUGAAAUGGAGUCAGACGAUGAAGCUGAGUUGAUGGAAGGUUGUUUGGGUUACCAUUUUGAAGAUUAG